UUCAUUUGAGUGCGGCUGCGCGCUGCUCAAUGCUUUCGCCGUUGCUGACGCGACUUGGCAGAAAAAAAUGAGAGUGUGGACCGUGGACCCUCUGGCAGAAGCUAUCUACGUUAUCUUAACUGAGAAUAGAGUACAGCCAGAGUGUAGUUUUAAUUGUGAGUCUAGGAGGCAAGCUAUUGAUAGGAAGACAGCGGCGAUCUCAACCUUCGGCUCACCAACCUCCCGUAUGUGAUCGCCCUUGCUCGUCGUAGGACGCUGCCAGCGAGGGCCAAGAAACGAAACAGCAUAUCGCCAUUAUAUGAUCCAGUGUCCAGCGUCGCUUUUAACCUCCAUGUGGGUGAGGGAGCUGUGUGUAUCAGAUUAUGGCGAGAAAAACAGUUAGCAGGAAAAGGAAGGCAGGAGAGCCCAAGGACCAACAACAGCUGGGCUGGUGUCAAGCACCAAACAAGCGGAGUCGUGUAUCUUGUUCAUCACGUCAUGCCCAGCAGUGGUGGUGCAACCGGCGCUCGGUGGUGUGUGCCCUGCGGGGGCGGGAGUUCAGACCUCAGCAGCAGCACGAGGUGAGGCUCCAGCGGAGCCUCCGGGGCUUUGCAGCUGGCAGGCUCCCCGGCAUCCUGAAGGAGAGGGAGUUCUCCCUGGGGAGACUCAACAAGGUGUUCGCGUCGCAGUGGCUCAACCACAGGCAGGUGGUCUGUGGGACCAAGUGCAAUACGCUUUUCGUUGCGGAUGUCCUGACGGGGCAGAUAACGCGCAUUCCCAUGCUAAAGGACAGGGAGUGUAGUAGUGGAGGCUCUGGGGUUGUGGGCGCAGUGGUGGGGCGGCAAUUCCACCCAACAGGGGGCUCUCGUGCCCGGCUGGACCAGCAGGGCUGUGGGAUCCACGCCAUCGAACUGAACCCCUCCAAAACACUUCUGGCCACCGGGGGAGACAACCCCAACAGCCUGGCCAUCUACCAGCUGCCCACACUGGACCCUGUGUGCGUGGGGGAUGAUGGUCACAAUGACUGGAUCUUCUCCAUAGCGUGGAUCAGUGACAACAUGGCAGUUUCUGGGUCCCGAGAUGGCUCCAUGGGCCUUUGGGAGGUGACAGAGGAAGUAAUGAGUCAGGCUGAGCGCAGUCAGAAUGAGGAGGCAGUCCCUUCAUACGCCCACAUCUCCCAUCGGGCCCUCAAGGACAUCCCCAAGGAGUACACCAACCCAUACAACUGUAAAGUCCGCGCUCUGGCCUUCAACAACAACCAUAAGGAACUGGGUGCUGUGUCUUUGGAUGGUUACUUCCAUCUCUGGAAAGCUGAGUACAACUUGUGCAAGAUCCUGUCCACCAAGCUGCCUCACUGCAAAGAGAAUGUGUGUCUGGCAUACGGACAGGAGUGGUCGGUGUACGCUGUGGGUUCUCAGGCCCAUGUUUCCUUCCUGGAUCCACGGCAGCCUACACACAGCAUCAAAUCUGUCAAUUCCCGAGAGCGAGGAAGCGGGAUCCGUUCAGUGAGUUUCUACGAGCACAUUGUGACAGUGGGCACCGGCCAGGGUUCCCUUCUCUUCUACGACAUCCGGGCCCAGAGAUUCCUGGAGAACGCUUUGAAUCCAGCCGGAGGGUACCGGAAGUGCCCAGGAGAUGGCAUCCUCAAACUCUCUACAGGGAAAGGCUGGCUGAAUCACGAUGAGACGUGGAGGAGUUACUUCUCGGACAUUCAUUCCUUCCCCAACGCGGUGUACACGCACUGCUACGACGACUCCGGCACCAAGCUGUUUGUAGCUGGUGGACCUCUCUGUUCGGGUCUGCAUGGGAACUACGCAGGCCUGUGGAGCUAGCCUCUGUGUCCUCCAUCGCUCUAUCACUACAUCCUCAGCCAUCCCCUCCCUCUUCCAGUCUGUUGACAUCACGGUCUUUGGUAUCCCUCUUGCUCACCUCUGUUUUGCUCUCAGGUGGACUCAGGAGCAUGAUCUUGCACCCCACAGUAUCACGGCUUUGAAUAUCGUUGUUGUGUAUGUUAAAGUUUGUGUCCACUCUCCCUUUCUCCUCCAAUUAUUCCUUUGCUCCUUUCACCUCAGCUACUCAGUUGUUGUUUUGUUUUUUUUAUAUGAAAAUGUAAAAACAAUUAACUGCGGAUUCUGCCACAGAGGAGCUCGCAAGAGAAGCAUUAAGAAUAAAGUAAUACAGGUUCUCAUCAUUUAAAACAUCCAACCCGCAGGAAUAAUGAUAUGGUCUGGUUUGCUUUUGUAUUUAAGGAUAGUGUUAACCGCUGCUUCCUCUCUGAUAAAAUACAGUGUCUUUGUGAAAUACCUGUGGAAUUUUAUUUGGAAAGAGUUCCUUUCCUUUCUCUCGCUGAAAUGGACGGAAAUGAAAGAGAGGGCGAAGUGAAGGAGGACUGAAGAGCGAGCUCAUUUUGCAAGACUGAACCAGAGUGCAGUUUGAUAUUUGAUAAAGAAUAUUAACUGGAACAGCCUGUCCUGUCCCGCAACAAUCACAAACAACUUCUCUUUUCUCCUGACUGAGAAGUUAAAAUAUUAAGACUUUGUGUUCAUGUGUUCUCACUAAGAUGAUGUAAAGGAGAAACAUUAAGAUUGCUCAAUGCAAUGUUCUGCUAUGAAAAAAUCCCAUCAAAAGCAUAUUUUAUUUUGUGACAGUGUGUGAUUUGAAAGGCAUUCCCCUGCUGAUAUUCUAAUUUGCUUUAUUCUUUAUUUAUUUUCCGCUUUCUCUGUCACCUUUACUCAGUUGGUCAUGGGUGUUUAUAUCUCCUUCUUUUGAAGGAUAUAUUUUCUCUCUUUGCUUAUGUUGCUUUUCUUUUAGACCAGAUUGCUCUCCAGAUUUGUCCCUUAUGAAAAUCUAAUUUUGCUCUAACUGUUCUGGCAUCGCCAGAGAAUUUAUACAAAGUUUAAAUUUAGGAACAAGUUAAGAAUCAUCAAAUAUGAUUGAUAGCUAGAGGAGCCCCCUCAUGAUUCUGGGACUGCUCCACAGGAACUUGAGAGAAUAUCUGUAGUAGCUCACUGGUCUUCUUAACCACCCAUCAGGAAGGUUGCAAGGAGAACUAAUGAAACCGUUUCGACUCUACACUGGAGUUAGAUGCUGCAGGCACAUACUUUUAAUGUUACAGUUGUACAACUUUACUUUUUCCUCUUUUUUUGUAUCAAGGAGUGAGCAGUUCUGCUCUUUUCUUUGUUUGGUAGAGGGUAGGCUUGAGUUAAGUUUUGGCCUUCCUCAGGUCUUUCUGUGAAAGACUGACACAGGCGAUCAUAAUUUCCUUUUCUACAUGGAACUUUUCUCCAGUUUUCAUGAUAAUGACAUAUUGAAAAGAGAAACCCCAACUAUGACCACAAAUUGAACAAAAAAAAACAACACUUUUAAAAUGCAUUUUAUAUAUAAAUGUGUGUAUGUGUAAAAUACAUAGGGACAAUUGCAUACAUUUUUAUGUAUAUGUCUGAGGAAGUGUGUGGAUUAUGUCUACUUGGUGAUGCCCUGUUUUUUUUAAUACAUGCCUCAUGAAUGUUUUUACAAAUGACUAAAUCUGAGGAUAUUGUAAGAUAAACAUCUGGAAAAAAACAAGCUAUAAAAUCUUUAAAAAGAGUAAAUAAUACAAAUAAAAUGUAUAUUGAUGUAACGUU
Molecule: messenger RNA, 3602 nt
Organism: Trematomus bernacchii (emerald rockcod)
Lineage: Eukaryota; Metazoa; Chordata; Actinopteri; Perciformes; Nototheniidae
Gene: dcaf12
Product: DDB1 and CUL4 associated factor 12
Exons: 9
Coding region: 363-1811 (482 amino acids)
Cellular component (GO): Cul4-RING E3 ubiquitin ligase complex
Molecular function (GO): protein binding
Source: RefSeq, a predicted model, not a curated record